This is a messenger RNA of Hermetia illucens (black soldier fly), 1265 nucleotides long. Its product is annotated as putative glutathione-specific gamma-glutamylcyclotransferase 2. Bases 203 to 1174 code for a protein of 323 amino acids. Lineage: Eukaryota; Metazoa; Arthropoda; Insecta; Diptera; Stratiomyidae. The transcript has a single exon. Gene Ontology annotation, biological process: glutathione catabolic process. Gene Ontology annotation, cellular component: cytoplasm. The record is from RefSeq and is a predicted model, not a curated record. Gene Ontology annotation, molecular function: glutathione specific gamma-glutamylcyclotransferase activity; gamma-glutamylcyclotransferase activity.
GCUUUCUCGGUCGUUCAAAUUACACUUCAACCACGCCACCCACUCUACGAUUCAAUUGACUUUGGUUUGCCAUAGGCACCGUGUUCCCCCGACCGCCCCAGCUCCUUGCUAGGUGUCAGCUGACGCGUUGUCAAACACUAGAUUUAAGUCAAAUAACCAAGACGUGGACGGCGGCGGUGGUUUCGCGCGAUUUAUCAAAAUUAUGUCAGAAAAAAGUGUUUCGGCCGGACAAGUUCAAAAUUCAGAAUUGCUUCGUGAAAUUGCUGCGAAAUUAUUGAAGGCGACAACGACUCCGAAUGGCACAGUCACACGUGUUGACACUUUAGUAAACGCGUUCAUCGACGAGAAGUUCAGGGAACUGCGCCUCCCAGCUCUGCCGGUGAAAAUUGAGUCCCAAGUAGAACUCUACCUCACCGCGGAGGAUUCGGAGCAUUUGGAAUCGUCUGGAGAUGACCUCUGGAUUUUCGGGUACGGGUCCUUAGUGUGGAAGGCGGACUUCCCUUACGUCUCACGCCGAAUAGGCUUCAUUAAAGGAUUCGAGAGGAGAUUCUACCAGAACAGUAUCGAUCACCGCGGGACUGCUGAGAAGCCAGGACGUGUGGUCACCCUACUUCCGUCCUCGGACCCAAAUAGUCUCGUGUGGGGUGUCGCGUAUCGUAUAGCGGCCCAGGAUCGGGAGGACGUCAUAAAGCACUUGGACUUCCGAGAGAAGAAUGGUUAUGAAAGGCAUGCGACCCACUUCUACCCUUACUCACCAGAUCAUGGGACGUCCUUCAGUCCGCAGGACAUCGUUGUCUACGUAGCUACAGAGCAGAAUGAUUCGUACGUAGGUCACAUCAACGACCUGGACCUGAUAGCGGACCAAGUGUAUCUGGCCGAGGGUCCGAGUGGCACCAACCGGGAGUACGUGUACAAGCUGGCGAAUGCAGUGCGCCAGUUAUUCCCAGGCGAGGUAGAUGCCCAUUUAUUCGCUUUAGAGGAGAAGGUGAGGGAGCGUGAGGCGCGAGACAUUGUGCUCAUUAGGAAACUGAAGGAUGACAUUACUGAAAUCAUCGAAGGGGCUGUGAAAUGCAAGUUGGAGAAUUUAGAUACAAUACACGAUUUAGUUAACAGAAAAUUCCAGGAAUUCAGCGAAAAGUAUAGGAAAACGAGAAGCAAUGGGAAAGUGGCUUAGAGUUUUUAUUUUAUAAUUAGGAGUAUUAAUGAAUUGAUAGUUAAGCAAAGCUUUCCAUGUGAAGCUAAUAUAAUAAAUUAAUUACCAAUUA